Messenger RNA from Macrosteles quadrilineatus (aster leafhopper), 4059 nucleotides. Its product is annotated as ATP-dependent RNA helicase DHX8-like. The record is from RefSeq and is a predicted model, not a curated record. Gene Ontology annotation, molecular function: RNA binding; ATP binding; RNA helicase activity. The transcript is spliced from 23 exons. Lineage: Eukaryota; Metazoa; Arthropoda; Insecta; Hemiptera; Cicadellidae. Gene Ontology annotation, biological process: mRNA splicing, via spliceosome; spliceosomal complex disassembly. Bases 54 to 3818 code for a protein of 1254 amino acids. Gene Ontology annotation, cellular component: intracellular anatomical structure; catalytic step 2 spliceosome.
AAAUUGCUGAAUAUAGGCUAAUAUCGCCGUAAUAUCGAAUCUAAAUAGGGAAAAUGGAUGAAGUUCAAAAACUCGAAUAUCUAUCAUUAGUAUCAAAAGUCUGUACAGAGCUAGAAAAUCAUCAUGGUUUGAAUGACAAGGAUUUGGCUGAGUUUAUCAUCAACCUAGCAGAGAAGAAUGACACUUUUGAUUCUUUCAAAAAAGUACUCUUUGAAAAUGGGGCAGAAUUUUCUGACUCCUUCAUAUCAAACUUGCUGCGUAUCAUCCAACAUAUGCGUCCCAAGCCGGCAGCGACCACUGGUGCCAAUGAAGAUACAAAGACGGACAAGCUGGCCAAACAGUUUCCUGGCCUCGCACUGCCCAAUGAUGGGCCUUUCUUUGACGAUGACGGCGGUGGUGGGGAGAAAAAGAAGAAAAAGAACAAAGAGAGUGAAGCUGAUGUAGUGGAUGAUGCUAUGGCUGCCUUGGAAGCGUUGGCUCCCUCUCAAAUGAUGCUCAGUGUAAAUGAACCGAAGGUUAAAAAAGAACCUCUUAGUAGCGGUGAUUCUGAACCCGAAGAUAAGGUAAAACCUAACAGAGCGUUAAAAGAAGAAAGACGAAGUCACAGCAGGGACCGAAGUAGGAAAGAUAGAGAUAGAAAAAGGGACAAGAGUAGGAGUAGAAGUCGAGAAAGACAUGGAAGGAAAAGGGAUAGAAGCAAGGAUAGGAAGAGGUCAAGAAAAAGUAGGAGCAGAAGUAGAAGCAGGAGUAGGCAAAGACGAAGUAGAAGUAGAGACAAAAGGAGAAGAAGCAGAGAUAAAAGUCGAGACAAGUACAAAGAGAAAAGAGAUAAACGCAGGAGCAGAACACCUGAUGAAAAGAAAAAGAAGAAAAGGAAAGAUUCAAGUGACGAGGAAUCGGACGGAGGGGAUGCCAAGUCUAAACAGUUUCCUGAGGAGCCAGAAGUAGGAAAGAUUUAUGCUGGCAAGGUUGCCAACAUUGUACAAUUUGGCUGCUUCGUACAACUAGAGGGCCUAAAACGUCGGUGGGAAGGGUUGGUACAUGUGAGUCAACUGAGGAGGGAAGGCAGAGUUACCAACGUAAGCGAUGUAGUUGUACGCGGCAGCAAAGUCAGGGUGAAAGUUCUCUCUGUAACCGGACAGAAAGUUUCUCUCUCAAUGAAGGACGUGGAUCAAGACACUGGACGAGAUUUGAACCCCACUAGUCAUAGUCAUCUUAAUAGAGAAAGGGAUGAGGAGACUGCUCAUCGUAACCCUGACAGGCCUACGUCACUGUUGCAACUGCAGGGAGCUUUGGAGUCUGACGAGACUAACAGCCGUAAGAGGGUUAACAGGAUCUCAUCCCCCGAGAAGUGGGAAUUAAAACAGAUGUUGUCGGCAAGUUGCAUAGACAAAAGCGAGCUGCCAGAUUUUGACGAGGAGACAGGAUUGCUGCCGAAGGAGACGGCAGAAGAGGAAGACAUCGAGAUAGAAAUGGUUGAAGAAGAACCACCCUUUCUGCAAGGCCACGGACGCAACCUGCACGAUCUCAGUCCGGUGAGGAUCGUAAAGAACCCUGAUGGAUCGCUAGCCCAGGCGGCCAUGAUGCAGAGUGCCUUGGCCAAGGAACGGAGAGAAGUGAAGAUGUUGCAGAGAGAGCAGGAGAUGGACUCUGUACCUACCGGGCUCAGCAAGAACUGGACAGAUCCCUUACCAGAGAGUGAUGGAAGAGCACUGGCAGCCAACAUGAGAGGCAUUGGGCUGACAAACCAAGAUCUGCCUGAGUGGAAGAAACAUGUGAUCGGAGGCAAGAAGAGCUCCUUCGGAAUGAAGACGAAUAUGACACUGCUGGAACAGAGACAGAGUCUGCCGAUAUACAAGCUGAAGGAUGAACUGACUAAGGCAGUUACUGACAACCAAAUCCUGAUUGUCAUUGGAGAGACUGGUUCAGGAAAAACAACUCAGAUUACACAGUAUCUCGCUGAAGCCGGGUUCACAGCCCGAGGGAAGAUAGGUUGCACGCAGCCACGUCGUGUAGCUGCCAUGUCGGUGGCCAAGCGAGUGGCAGAAGAGUUUGGUUGUAGGCUCGGCCAAGAGGUUGGAUACACUAUCCGUUUCGAGGAUUGCACCAGUCCUGAAACAGUCAUCAAAUAUAUGACAGAUGGUAUGUUGCUGAGAGAAUGCCUUGUGGAUUUGGACUUGAAGAGUUACUCCGUCAUCAUGUUGGACGAAGCCCAUGAGAGAACAAUCCACACUGAUGUACUUUUUGGCCUACUGAAGCAAGCUGUCAAGAAGCGAGCAGAGCUGAAGUUGAUUGUCACUUCAGCCACCCUCGAUGCGGUGAAGUUCUCACAGUACUUCUUUGAAGCACCAAUCUUCACUAUCCCUGGUCGGACUUUCCCAGUCGAGGUAUUAUACACCAAGGAGCCAGAGACUGACUAUCUAGAUGCUUCUCUCAUCACAGUGAUGCAGAUACAUCUCAGAGAACCACCAGGAGACAUCCUUCUCUUUCUUACAGGUCAGGAGGAAAUUGACACAGCUUGUGAGAUACUCUAUGAACGUAUGAAGUCUCUAGGUCCAGACGUUCCUGAACUGAUCAUCCUCCCUGUGUAUUCUGCGCUGCCUAGUGAAAUGCAGACUCGGAUCUUUGAAGCUGCUCCUCCAGGAUCUCGUAAGGUUGUCAUCGCUACCAACAUAGCUGAGACAUCAUUAACUAUAGAUGGUAUCUACUAUGUGGUUGACCCUGGAUUUGUCAAGCAAAAAGUCUACAACUCCAAGACGGGGAUGGACUCUUUAGUAGUCACUCCAAUAUCCCAGGCCCAAGCCAAACAGAGAGCCGGUAGAGCUGGACGUACAGGUCCUGGAAAGUGUUAUCGUCUGUACACUGAAAGAGCGUACAGAGAUGAGAUGUUGCCUACACCAGUGCCAGAGAUUCAGCGGACAAACUUGGCUACCACGGUGCUCCAGUUGAAGACGAUGGGUAUCAACGACCUUCUACACUUUGACUUCAUGGACGCCCCUCCUGUAGAGAGCUUGAUCAUGGCUUUAGAGCAGCUUCACUCUCUCAGUGCAUUGGACAACGAGGGUCUACUGACUAGGCUGGGGAGACGGAUGGCUGAGUUUCCUCUAGAACCGAAUCUUUCCAAAAUGCUUAUAAUGUCGGUUCAUGUUCAGUGUUCCGAUGAAGUUCUUACAGUGGUCUCUAUGUUGUCGGUGCAGAAUGUCUUUUACAGGCCGAAAGACAAGCAAGCCCUGGCAGAUCAGAAGAAGGCCAAGUUUAACCAACCAGAAGGAGACCAUCUUACUCUUCUGGCUGUUUACAACUCUUGGAAGAACAACAAGUUCAGUAACGCCUGGUGUUACGAGAACUUUGUACAGAUAAGGACUCUCAAACGAGCCCAGGACGUGAGGAAGCAACUACUGGGGAUUAUGGAUCGGCACAAACUGGACGUGGUGUCAGCAGCCAAAAACACAGUCCGGGUCCAGAAGUGUGUUUGCUCCGGGUUCUUCCGGAACGCAGCCAAGAAGGAUCCACAGGAAGGAUACAGGACUUUGGUGGACAGUCAAGUUGUCUACAUUCACCCAAGCAGUGCUUUGUUCAACAGACAACCAGAGUGGGUGAUUUAUCAUGAGUUGGUGCAAACGACCAAAGAAUACAUGAGAGAAGUAACCACUAUUGAUCCCAAAUGGCUGGUUGAGUUUGCCCCGGCGUUCUUCAAAUUCUCCGAUCCGACGAAACUGAGCAAAUUCAAGAAGAACCAACGACUCGAACCUCUCUACAAUAAAUACGAGGAACCCAACGCUUGGAGAAUAUCUCGAGUCAGAAGAAGAAGAAAUUAGGCCUAAACUGUUUUCAUGAAAGUCAGUAAACUCACAUUCUUGGACAGAUUUUUAAUGUAAUAAUAUUUGUAGCAAAUAUUAUUGUAAUUCUAUUUGUCUUGCUCGUGGUGUAAAUAUUGUAAAUAUUUAUACAAAUUUUACUUUUUGCAAGCCUACAUACGAGGGGCACAUAAAUGUGUUUAAUUUAAUUAUUGUAUUUGAUCAAGUGUUGUAAUUUAUAUGAAUAUAAUUUUUUAAUGUA